ACAGCACAACUACUAUGCUUUUAUAUACUCCUCUCCUCUCUAUUGGGUUGUUGUUCGUUACAUUACAUUUGCCAUUUGAUUCAUAUACCAAUUGGCUUUUGUUCUACCAAUCUUUUCUUUAGCUUUUGUGCUUGUUUUGAAACCAACACAUUUCAUAUUUUUACUCAUCCAAUGCUUUUCUUGUUCAUUUGUUGGUUUUCUUUUAUUUUCUUGUUCAAGUCAUUCCCUUUCAAACCGCCACCAUCAUCCCCACCACCAAUGAAGGGUGAGUUUAAAUUGUUGUUUUCACCUUUGUUUUGGGAGGAGAUUUCAAGUUUUCUUGUGUCUUGCUUUCUCAAAGACACACAUGCUAUCGGUUUCUACCAAGUCCCCUACAAAAUGCCACUCAAGAAGAUGAAUCUUGGUUCUAAAGAACCAGGAAACUUGGAGGAAGAGAAGAUUUCCCUUCUUGAUUUGCCUGAAUUGACCUUAGACUGCAUUCUUGAGAAGCUUUCACCAUCUGGGCUGUGUAGUGUGGCAGCAGUUUGUAGCUCUUUGAGAGAUAAGUGCACAAGUGAUCAUUUGUGGGAGAAACAUUUGAAGCAGAAAUGGGGUAGAGUAAUUGGUGAUGCUGCUUUUAAAGAAUGGCAAUGGCAUAUUGCUUCAAGAAAUAGGUUACCCCUUGUUAAUCAAAGCAAUCAGAAGAGGUUAUUAGGUUCUCUGGGUAGCAUUUGGCCACUUUCUUGGAUCAAACCAAAGUUUCAAUCUAGAAGCAAGCCACCGAUAGCUUCUUUACCAGUUGAUUCAAUCAUGGCUAUGUAUCUAUCUCUUGAAAAAGGCAAAUUCUGGUUCCCUGCUCAGGUCUAUAAUCGCGAGAAUGGACAUGUUGGGUUCUUGCUGUCCUGUUAUGAUGCAUUAGUUAGUUAUGAUUCCCGGACAGACACAUUUCAGGCAAGGUACUCUCCUUACGGUCGAAGAAUGAUAGAGGAUGGCAUACACUGGGAUAGGCUAAGAGCAUCACCUGUUGAUACUCCUGCACAUGAUCUUCAUAUUUCUGACUGUUUACAUGACUUGAAACCUGGGGAUCAUAUUGAAAUUCAAUGGAGAAGAAGCAAUGGAUUUCCUUAUGGGUGGUGGUAUGCUAUUGUUGGACAUAUAGAAUCAUGUGAUGGGAAUGAGAGUCGCUGCCAUUGUCAAAAUAGUGAUAAGGUAGUCUUGGAGUUCAAUCAAUACUCCCCUGGCUCAAGGUGGAGACAAACCAUAAUAAAUAGGAAGGAUCACAGAGAAGAAGGAGAUGAAGCAGAUGGAUUUUAUGGAGGAAUCAGAAAACUUUACAAUGCAGAUGAAAUCUCAACAUGGAAGAAUCUUUGGCCAAGUCAGGUCUUUGAAUAGCAAUACAAUUUCUUUUCUUUUUUUUCAAAAGGAAAAAAUCAGUCUUACUUAUACCUGUCCUGUAAAUAGCCCCCUCCUUUUGUACUCCCUCAAUCUAAUCUUGUAGUACUUACAGAAAAAUGGCUUCUACGCUGAUGAUAGUAAGCUGUACAAGUUUUUGUUAAGCUUUCAGAGGCUUUACACAUAGUGUAAUUUUUUUGGAGUUAGUCAAGAAACAUCACAGGUAGAAUUUAAGUAGAAAUGCAUAUCAAUAGUAUAAAAUGCUCGUGGAAAGAUACCAAUUGUGAUUUCAGAACAAACAUCAAAGCGUAUGAGUUUCCAUGUAUGUAGGGCAUAGUUUACUGGUUUUCAUUUAGUGUGAAGAAGCAUGCUUUCUCCCAA
This is a messenger RNA of Ricinus communis (castor bean), 1752 nucleotides long. RefSeq names its product F-box protein At2g41170. The transcript is spliced from 5 exons. Bases 172 to 1371 code for a protein of 399 amino acids. The record is from RefSeq and is a predicted model, not a curated record. Gene Ontology annotation, molecular function: protein binding. NCBI's taxonomy places the organism in Eukaryota, Viridiplantae, Streptophyta, Magnoliopsida, Malpighiales, Euphorbiaceae.